Molecule: messenger RNA, 1532 nt
Organism: Teleopsis dalmanni
Lineage: Eukaryota; Metazoa; Arthropoda; Insecta; Diptera; Diopsidae
Exons: 4
Coding region: 324-1412 (362 amino acids)
Molecular function (GO): oxidoreductase activity
Source: RefSeq, a predicted model, not a curated record
GCCAACUAAAACUGCUCUCAGCCUCAGCGCUGCGGUGCAAUGAUCUGCUUUCACAAAGGCGCCAACAUACAAACAAUUCUGAUACUUAUUUAAUAUGUAACGCCCACUUGUCCAAAUACCUAUCUACCUGCCUGCCUGUCAUGUCAUGCGCCUCUAACCACCUCUAACUCAGUCAGCAAUCAUUUGUAACUACAACCUGAUCGCCUCAUACCGGAACGCCUCAGAUAAACGCACUCAUAAAUAUUGGCUGCACAUUAACAUGAUUCAAAAUUAUUCCGCAAACACUGGCCAUUUCAGGAAAUUUAGAAUUACUUCUCCGCAAAAUGUCAGCAACAGAAGCGAAACCGAAGCUAGUGGCCGUAGAGGAGUCUCGCCGUUUUAUGAUUGAUUGCUUUCGUGCCGUCAAUGUUCCAGAUGAGAAUGCUAAGGCGAUGGCCGAUUUGCUUGUAGCAGCUGACCAUCGUGGUCACUUCAGUCAUGGCAUGAAUCGCCUGGAAAUGUACAUAAAUGAUUUGGCUAUAAACUCAACAGAUGGCGCUGCUAUACCUAAAAUAUUGAAAGAAACACCUUCAACUGCUUGGGUUGAUGGCCGCAAUGGUUUAGGUGCUGUAGUAGGCAAUUUCUGUAUGGAUUUGGCUAUUAAAAAAGCUAAAGCUGUAGGCGUAGGUUGGGUCUGUGCAAAGGGUUCUAAUCACUAUGGCAUGGCUGGUUGGUAUGCUAUGCGUGCUAUGGAUAAUGGACUUGUUGGAAUGUCUAUGACCAAUACGUCGCCUUUGAUGGCGCCAACGCGUUCGAAAGAAGCUGCACUUGGUACAAAUCCACUUGCCCUUGGCGCACCUGGUAAAGAUGAUAAAUUUCUUUUGGAUAUGGCCACUACUGCAGUUGCAGUAGGUAAGAUUGAGAUACAGCGUCGCAAAGCUGAACCAUUGCCCGAUGGUUGGGCACAAGAUCCACAUGGUAAUGUAACUACCGAUCCCGAAUUGGCUUUUGCCACUGGCUGUCUUAUGCCACUUGGCGGGGCGGAAAUAAAUUCUGGCUAUAAAGGUUAUGGUUUAGGUGCUAUGGUCGAAGUAAUGUGUGGUGUAAUGGCAGGGUCUAACUACUCCACAAAAGUACGUAAAUGGACGCAUGCGGGCGCUAAUACGGCAGCCGAUUUGGGUCAAGUUUUCAUAGCUGUAGAUCCAAAUUGCUUUGCGCCCGGAUUUGAAGAACGUGUCACUGAUCUCAAUUCACGUUUAAGAAACUGUGAACCGACUGAUUCAUCAAAACCAGUGCUUGUCGCUGGUGAUAAAGAGAGCCUGAAUAUGCAAUCUGUGGAUGCUGCAGGAGGCAUUAAAUAUCUGGAAAAUCAAUUAAAAACUUGUGAAGCUCUAGCCCAACGAUUACAUAUCAAACCAAUGAAUUUCAUUUAAGUAAAAUAUUUUAUAAGUGUUUUAUGAGUAAUUAUUUAUGACAUGAUGAUGACGUUAUGACUUUGCAUUUAAAAUGUACUUUAGCUUCACUUAAUAAUUUUUGUACUUGCAACCUUUUUA